Molecule: messenger RNA, 3136 nt
Organism: Periophthalmus magnuspinnatus
Lineage: Eukaryota; Metazoa; Chordata; Actinopteri; Gobiiformes; Gobiidae
Gene: firrm
Product: fignl1 interacting regulator of recombination and mitosis
Exons: 24
Coding region: 293-3049 (918 amino acids)
Source: RefSeq, a predicted model, not a curated record
GUCCCUUUAAAAUACAGCGUUUAUGGUAAGAAAUCUCACUAGAUGACCAACUAAAAUGCUGUUAAGCUAAAUGAAAUGCAAAUUUUUGCCCACAACAUAGCAUGUUCCGUUUUAACUUAGGCUGUAUAAAGAAGUCUAAGGUUAUAUAUACAAUCUAUGGUUUUAACGUGACUUUUGUUCGGAAUAACAUUGAAGAUUGUUGAGUGAUUCUUUUCAAGCAACAGUGAGUCACUCGGUGUUUGAACAUAUCGUCCGGAUGAGUGCGGUCUGAUGUGUCCCGGAGGCUGCUGUCAUGUCCCAGACCAACUCCUCUCUCCUGGACGAGGUGGUGCAGUGGAGUCCGGAAACAUGCCGCCAGGAGCUCAAGUCUGUGCUCCCCAAGCUCGCCUCCUUGCACCACAAAUCAGAAAGCUGGGAUGAUCAUAUACGUAUUCUGAAGGUAAUCACAGAUAUGUUUCUGCCCCACAUUGGUUUGUCCGAGCUGGAAGAUGAGUGCUUCUCGAAGGUCCUUCCAAAGGCUGCCACAGUGUUUGACAGCAUGUUGAAAGAGAUUUUAGACCAGGUUGGAGGGUUGUCCAGCCAAAACACAGAACUUUGUGCUUUUCUCAGAAGACUACUGGAGUCAAUGAUGCAGUUAAUUGAUUCCCUGUCAGCUUGUGUGCGGCAUGUGGGGUCGUUUGAUGAAGCUCCAUAUUUAGAUACCAUUCGUUCUUUACCAACUUGUGUCCUGAAAAUUCUUAAGGACACAUUUCAACAUUGUAAGGACAGUGAGGUGGUUUACUGUGGCCGCCUGUCCCUAGUGGCUGAUCUUCUCCAGGCCCUGUUUAAAGCAGCUUACUCCCUGCAGAAGGGCCUUUUGGAGAUUUUGGACCGUGUUUCUUUGGACAGCAGUGCCUCAGAUGAAGAAGUCUCUGACAUUGUUACUGUCAUCCACAGUCUGCUGGAUAUUUGCUCAAUCAUAUCCAACCUGGACGUAGCGCUUCAUGCCAACACAUGGAAAUUUCUAAUCAAACACAGCCUAAAGUAUCACUCACUGGUGGAGGAACAUCUUCAUCAUAGAGACAUCAGCGCUGCCCUGUGUGAUAACCUGUCAUCAUCUUUUCAAUAUUGUCUGGAGAUGGCUGAACAGAUGCAGUUUUCUAGUUUGCAGGAGACAUCACAAACUGCUGAACAAAAGUUGUUUCAGAAAUCUGCAAAGAUGUGCAGAUUCUUUGGGAACACAUUAGUUCAUUACAUAAAGGAGUUUGGAUCUUUUAUGACAAAGUGUUGCCACCACUUUUAUCAACUCUACCUCCAGAUUUUAAGUAAGUUCCCACCAAACCUGAGCUCGCCUCUGCUGCCUCCUGGUUUGUCUGAGGAGCUAAAUGUUGCUGCCCGGAUCCCUCUGGAUGCACUAUUGUUCCAACUACUGCCAUUACGGGCCUUUGCUGAAGCUGCCCUCCAGCCUAAUUUAAAAUUAGUUCCUGAGCAUGAGCUGUCUCAGUGCCUUUUGUUGGUGAGUGUCAUGGAUCAGCUGGGCUCUCAACCAGAGGAUGUGCAGCAGCUGUGGUACACUGGAAGUCUCUUCUCAGAGGAAAUACAGAGGCUUCCUUUAUAUGAAGCUGUGUUGAGUAGCUUCCGGCGGUGCUACACAGAGUGCAGGUUACCGGUGCUGUUGCCAGGGGUAAUGAUGAACGGUCAGGCUCAGGCUUCGGUCACUCUUCACCAGCAUGUUUGUGUUCAUCUUUGUGCCAGUGUGGCUGCGCUCCAACCUGCUUACUUUUCAUUGCUGGAGCAGUGUUUAGUCCGUUUUGUUUUACAGCCUGACACUCACUGUGCUUUGUUGGCAAUAGAUACUUGGUGUUUCACAGUACGGUAUGGGACAGCAGAACUAUGUCUGCAUCAUGCCCUCCUCAUUGGUCAGCUGAUGAAAAAUGUCCCCACUGAGUCCUAUCAAUGCUCCCACCUGGGCCUGUUGCUGAGGCGAAUGGCUUUCCUCUUGACACCAAAUCAUCAGAUAGAGUUUGUGAAGCAGUUCCCACCAUCAGUGAUGGACAAUCUGCCUGUGUGGAGUCAUGUCCUCCUGAAAGCUUUUUCUCAGGAAACGCAGUGUAAAAUUCAGUCUGGCAUUGUCAAGCUUGCUCAAAAGAGCUUGGAUGACUGGCACAAAGAUGACUAUAAGCUAGGACAAGUUAACAAAAUGAACCUUGUACUCUUAGGCCUCCUAGUGGUGGCUAGAGGGCAGAUGACUGUAGAAGAGCAAUACAGAGAAACUAUUGGAAUGAUGAUUACCCAGAUUUGGUUACGAAUGAAUCCAGACCAGAUAAAAUCACAUGCAGUGCUCCAAUGUACUCUGGAGCUCCUCCUGUUAAUAUCUUCAAUUGUGGUGAAGAACAUGGAGUCUCAAGUCAUUUGUCAGGUCCUGUUGUGUGUGGAGGCUGUGGUGUCUGUUAAGUCUGUGGAUGAACUGCUGCUGGCCACUCUGGAGUUUUUGUCCUCAUUGGGAAAGAUAUUUGUCCCACCUGACUUUCAGAGCCAAAUUCUGCCAAGAUUAAGCAGCCUUUUUAGGGUGCUUCUUAUAAGCUCGCCGUGGUUAGUACAGCACCAUGCACUAGAAGCAUUUUCCCGAUUUGCAGAGAGCACAAAUCAUGAAGAGGUGAUUUCUCAGAGUCUGUCUGAAGAAGAAACUAAGGCAAUGGUGGUCAACUAUCUGAGUAAGACUGUCAGAGAACAAGAAGGACCAACAAGACUUGAAAGACUCAAAAUGGAGACUAUGGUGAUAGACCAGUUUAAUGAAAAGCUUGAGAGUGGUGACUAUGGUCCAAUGAACCUUUCAGAGGAAACCAUUGCUGAAGUUGAGCCAUGUCCAAAAAGGCCUCGUCAGGAGACCAUUGAAGAGGAUGACUGUAGCAGACACCUCCAAACUGCGGAGCGUGCUCUUAAAGCUCUACAGCGCCUGCUACAGGACAAAAAUGACGCUCACCUGAAACCUCAGUGGUUGGAGUGCAGACUUACAGAGUUACACAAUCUUAUAUCUGACAUCAGUCAAGCCAAUCACACUUCAGAGUAGAAUUUUCCUUAAUUUUGGUGUUCAAAUGUUCACUUGUCUUUUUAAAGAAUUUAUUAUAGUUUAAUAAACUUUUUAUUCCAAAAUCUA